Messenger RNA from Schizophyllum commune H4-8, 597 nucleotides. RefSeq lists its product as uncharacterized. The coding region runs from base 76 to 552 and encodes 158 amino acids. Lineage: Eukaryota; Fungi; Basidiomycota; Agaricomycetes; Agaricales; Schizophyllaceae. The record is from RefSeq and is a predicted model, not a curated record. The transcript has a single exon.
GCCAGGCCUCCCCACACGCGGCCGCCCCCAUCGGGCAGGUCGCCCUCGCCGCGCCGAUCCGCGCUUCCGCGCGGGAUGCGGUUGAUGGGGAAAUUCUCCGCGCCGUGCACGCGGGCGCGCCGAAUUCGCCGCUGCCGUCGCCGCCGCCUCCCACCUCCCGCCGUCGUCGGCCUCGAUCAUGACCGCUCCCCUCCUGCCGCUAUGCGCUGCCCUUGCCCUUCACUCACUUCCGUCCUGCCUAGUUUCUCGCCUCUCGCUCGGGCGCGCUGCAGCACGACGCGCGUUCACAACAACACGUGGCCGAUCAAAAACUUCGCGGCCGCGGUUGCUUUCGUUCUCCCUCCUCCGUGCGCGUCAGCCAAGGACACCCCUCCUUGUUGUACACACAUUGUAUGCAUUGAACGGACAUGGAUAAUCGACCCACAACGGGCUGAUCACAGCCCGCGGCGCGCAUUGGUGAUCGCAUGGAAUAGAGCCGACAAUCAUUCCCCCUCUCGCCUCCUCCCCCCUUCCUCCUUUCCCCCUCCCUGCUUCAUCAAUUCCUAUCUCUGAUAUAAUGCGCGCCCUAGCCAUCGUGCGUUCGAACGCACUCGUGUG